UUGACUGAAAAGGCUUGCAGUAUGACACUUUGUGACUGAUAGAUAAUCGUGAUCGCGCGACUCAGUUGGACAGAUCGACUUCUAAUAGUGCCUGUCCAGUUCCUUCAUCGCAAACACUCAUUUACCUCGAAACUGCCUGCCUCGAAACCACCACCGCCAUGACCACUCCAGAAUCCUCUCCGCCCUCGUCACGCAUCAUUUUCGAUGCCCAAGGAAGAGCGACAAGAAACGGAAGGCUCCUCAUUACUGUUCAAGACCAAAUCAACUCUGAAGAUGCCGACCCCUACCAACAGCGCCAUACUCUUGUCAUACCUUGGUCAUGAUGACACGCAGGAAGUUCCAAGUGCAGCACAGAACACGGAUGCUUCCCAGGACGUACUAUCUUUUUCCUCUCGUACAUAUACCCCGACUUUGGCAACUCCAGAGAUACUCUUCAUCAUCACUCUCUUCUUCUCCGUCCUUCAACUUGUUACCAAUGGUCUGAGCGUCGGGUGGUUCCAUUCAUGGGUGUUUAUCUUCCAAUUUGCAUCUCAAAUAGUCGCGGUGUGCUACUUAAUGUACACCAUCCAUGAUCGCAUCGGACGUUAUCGAACCUCUAGGCCCAUCAUCGCCCGGUAUUUCUUCCUCAGCAUCAAUAUUGUUCCCAUUUUGGUCACGUUCACUACCACUGUUGUCCACAAGCUUACGUAGUAUUUGGAUUUGAGAAUUGUCUUGUAGAGUGGUGUGUUUUCGUAUCAAAGAAUUUGUUAGAAGGACUUCAAAUGCAUUAUCGUUU
This is a messenger RNA of Desarmillaria tabescens, 775 nucleotides long. RefSeq lists its product as uncharacterized. The coding region runs from base 205 to 690 and encodes 161 amino acids. The record is from RefSeq and is a predicted model, not a curated record. NCBI's taxonomy places the organism in Eukaryota, Fungi, Basidiomycota, Agaricomycetes, Agaricales, Physalacriaceae. The transcript is spliced from 4 exons.